AUGUCAAUCUUGAGGCCAAACCCUGGUGGACUUUACCCUAUAGUAGAGCUCAACUUUAAAGGUGUUUUUCUUCGAAAUCCUUUGUCUUAUAACCGUGGUAUCAAAUUCACAUUUAAUGAUCAUGAUUUUUCUGGAAUCACAUACUCUGAGUGUAUCACCUUUCUCGAACGGUUCAUGCAAGAAAGUAUAAACAAGUUAUACUACUAUGAGAUUCGUAAGUCGUUAUUAUCAGGGUUAACUGUUAUUCGUAACGAUGGAGAAUAUGCUACUUUCAUUUUUGAUGCUUAUGGAGCUGAUGGUUUAAUUUACAUAUAUGUAGACCAUGAUGGUAAAGGAAUAGAGGACUUUGGCUCUAAGAUAGAAGAAGAAGAACAUGGUGAUAAUUCAUACAUUGAUGGUGGUGAAAAUGAAGAUGAAGUUAAUAACCAUAGAGAUGUGGAGGUGGAAUUUAAUGUGGAUAUAGUCAAUAUGAACAAAACAAAGGGUGAUGAGUUUCUGUCUGAAUUAUGUGGUGAGGAGGAAGAAGGAAACGAUAACAACAUAGGUGAUGAUGUUGAUGGGUGUGAAGAGGAGGCAAAUGUAACUCAACAACAUUCUAUUUUUAAUGACUCAAAUCCAUGGAAAAAAUAUUACCAAAUACUUUGUAUGAGAUUCAACGAUCCAACUUAA
Molecule: messenger RNA, 669 nt
Organism: Lactuca saligna
Lineage: Eukaryota; Viridiplantae; Streptophyta; Magnoliopsida; Asterales; Asteraceae
Source: the annotation of a GenBank genome assembly